AUGAUAGCAUACUACAAUUCUCCACAUUAUAAUACUGACGCAUUCAAUCCAUUCAAUAUUGGAAGUCAUAAUAUAUUAUUCAAUGAUGUAAUGCACCAACUAGAUAAACAAUUUUAUCAUAACCAAAGUCAAAAGAUGCUUGCUCAAAUGAGUAAGCCAAGCAGUGUAAAGCAGGUCGAAACGGUAGAUGGUUAUCAAAUCCAAAUCGCUAAGAAAUACGGUGAUUUUAAUGGAUAUGAGAUCAGAGUAAUAAGGGACUUAUCAGGCAACUAUUUACUUAAGAUUGAAGGAAAUAACGAUCAAUUCAAGAAGUUAUACCAAUUAAACCCAGAAGAAGUGGAAAUAGGUGAAAUUGACUGGAAGUGGUUCAGAAAUGAAAACAUCUUAGUAUUGAACAUACCGAAGAGCGAACACAAAUACGAAGAGAAAAAGAAACUGAAGAGUGUCAAGAAGGCAAAUUGUAAGAAAUCUGAUCAUAGAAGAAAGGCAAGACACGAGAAGAGGUUGCGUCGCAAGGUCGACAAAAUUGAAGCUGCUCUUCAAGAAGAACAAAGACAAAGGAAUUCCGAAAAGCAAGAAGAGGACGAAGAAGACAAUCACCGCAACCUGAUAAGCAACGAAGCGCUGUUUGAACACGAAGAAAACAUAGAAGUUGCCCCAUCAGACUCGAGUACAGCUUUGGAGUCUGACAGUAGUGAAACUGAGUCAAUCGAAUCCGAACCUAUUAAAGUCAAGAAAAACAGACUGCCUUCAAUCGAAGAAGUCGAAGACGAAGAAUUUAUACUACUUCGCAAGAAUAUGAUAUAG
Messenger RNA from Debaryomyces hansenii CBS767, 807 nucleotides. RefSeq names its product DEHA2D07920p. The record is from RefSeq and is a predicted model, not a curated record. The transcript has a single exon. NCBI's taxonomy places the organism in Eukaryota, Fungi, Ascomycota, Pichiomycetes, Serinales, Debaryomycetaceae. The coding region runs from base 1 to 807 and encodes 268 amino acids.